AUGACCUCAACAAAGGCCCUUCAGGUAGCCGUCGUCGGGGCUGGGCCGGCCGGACUACUGCUGGCUCUCAUCUUGGCUCAGAAUGGGCUCAUCGUGACUGUCCUCGAAGCAAACGAUAAGGUCGAUGACAGACCGAGGGCGCUUCUCUAUGGACCAGCCGCAUCCCAGGUCAUAAAACGCGCAGGAAUCCUCCACAAAGUUCUGAAGCGCGGGUUCUUGGUCAAGACCAUGGCAUGGAGAAAGCUGGGUGGCGAGAAGAUCACGGAGAUUGAGAACAUCGACACCCUUGACGUUCCUGACCACAUGCUUGCGUAUCCUCUGAACUCGCUUGCGGAGAUGAUUGUCGCCGAACUCGCGACACUGUCCAAUGCAAGUAUCCUGUGGUCCCACCGAGUCAUCGGUGUGUCACAAAACGACGAUCAGGUCUGGGCAGAAAUCGAUUGCCACGGUGAGAAACGGAGGAUAGAGGCGGAUUUCCUGGUCGCGUGUGAUGGUGCUCAAAGUGGCGUUCGGAAAGCUCUGUUUGGCCGAGACUUCCCUGGCUAUAGUCUGGACAAACAGAUGGUAACGACCAAUGUAUACUACGACCUCGAUAAAUACGGCUGGUCUGAUAUCCAGUGGACCAUCCAUCCUGAGCAUUGGUUCAUCUCCAUGAAGAUCACAAAGGAUGGAUUGUGGCGCGUCGCCUAUGGCGAUGACGCUCGCUUUACCGAGGAGGAGCUCAGGCAGAGGCUUCCCGACAAGUUCCGCCAGAUCCUCCCCGGCAAUCCUGAGCCGGAUCAAUACAAGAUCAAAACCAUGGCCUUCUUCCGCAUGCAUCAGAGAUGUGCCCCGAAGAUGAAGGUGGGAAGAGUCUUGCUCGGUGGAGAUGCUGCGCACCUGUGCAAUCCCAUGGGCGGCCUGGGUCUUACCGGCGGCAUCGCCGACAUGGGCAGCCUGGCCGACUGUCUUCUCGGGAUCUAUUCUGGCCAGGCGGACAUGACCAUACUAGACAAGUACGAUGAGAUGCGACGAAGAAUCUAUCGAGACGUCAUCAAUCCACUGUCCACCAAGAACAUGGAGCGAAUGAGCAAGGACGGCGAGUCAGUGCUGGCAGAAGACCCCUUUCUUCAGUUCGCAGCUGAAGCUGCGCAAAACCCAGAGGUGGCAGCGCAAAUGUUCAUGCGGGAUCUAGCCAUGUCUUGCGACAUGACACAGUUCUACCGACCUAGACAAGAUCAGAAGCAUUCACCUCAUGCGAGAGAUCGCGUGCAAAGCAAUAUCUGACUGAGGGCUUGGAAGCGCAGGAUGACUUGCAUGAUAGCUUCAAGUAUGCAGCCCCCCCCCACCAACAACCGGGCUGCCGCGGCUUCAUAUAGGACAUUGACAGCUAUUCUAUAUUUCUAUGCGUAUCUGACACACAUACUCUGUUUAUUUCCUGCCGAUUCAAGACACGCACCCGGCUUUUCGGACCUACAUACGCGCUCGAGGCUACGUGCUACGAGGCAUAAAACAUGAUAUGUAUCUGGAAGGCCGCUACAAUGGAGUUCUAGAACACUCUUUUGGAUUUGACGCCGGUGUGCCCGAUCAAGGGACCUUAUCUACAGACCUUUCGAGUAUGACCAUUCAGAGUUCA
This is a messenger RNA of Exophiala oligosperma, 1615 nucleotides long. RefSeq lists its product as uncharacterized. NCBI's taxonomy places the organism in Eukaryota, Fungi, Ascomycota, Eurotiomycetes, Chaetothyriales, Herpotrichiellaceae. The record is from RefSeq and is a predicted model, not a curated record. Bases 1 to 1266 code for a protein of 421 amino acids. Gene Ontology annotation, molecular function: FAD binding. The transcript has 5 exons.